CGUAGGAGAUAGCCUGUUUGAUCACGUACUUCCAUAUGGCUACGUGGCUUGCUGGGGCGUCGUCCAAGCUGGCGCACUCUGCCGCCAGGAGGCUCGCCGGCGACCUACGCCGCCGCGGUCCCGAUCCGUGGUUACUCAGCUCGUCGACGGUGCCGGCUCGUGGGCAGCUGGCAGGGGACCUCAGGGGGUUCUGCUCCGUCCGGCGCUUUGCCGGAGACAGCACCGCCGCUACCGCCGCCGAGGAGUCGGAGAAUGAAUUCGCCGGCGGCGAUCUGCAGCAGGUAGUAGAUUUCCCUGGAGGGAAGCUUUCCUUUGUUGGUGAAAUGAAUUUCGUGCCAGAGUCGCAAAGGGAAAGGAUCAAGUGUUAUCGCGUUCUUGACGACGACGGUGGGAUUAUAUACAGCAGUAGAUUCCAAGAGGUUGGCAAGGAGUUGGCUCUGAAGAUGUACAGUAAUAUGGUCACCCUCCAGAUUAUGGAUACAAUCUUCUAUGAAGCUCAGAGGCAGGGAAGAAUCUCAUUCUAUAUAACUUCCAAUGGCGAAGAAGCAAUCAACAUAGCCUCUGCUGCCGCGCUUAGUGCCGACGACAUUGUACUACCACAGUACAGGGAGCCUGGUGUUCUUCUAUGGCGUGGCUUCACGCCGCAAGAAUUCGCAAACCAGUUGUUUGGGAAUAAGAUGGAUUACGGUAAAGGGAGGCAGAUGCCAAUACAUUACGGAUCAAACCGUCUGAAUUAUUUCACCGUCUCAUCACCUAUUGCCACGCAGCUCCCUCAAGCUGUUGGAGCUGCCUACUCUCUGAAGAUGGACAAGAAGGAUGCAUGUGCCAUCACCUAUUUCGGCGAUGGUGGCACGAGCGAGGGAGAUUUCCACUCUGCUCUCAACUUUGCUGCUGUCACUGAAGCUCCAGUGAUCUUCUUCUGCCGCAACAAUGGCUGGGCAAUCAGCACCCCAACUACUGAACAAUUCAGAAGUGAUGGAAUUGUUACCCGCGGCCAGGCUUAUGGAAUCCGCAGUAUCCGCGUAGACGGCAACGAUACUCUUGCAGUGUACAGUGCAGUUCACACCGCCCGGGAAAUGGCUAUAGCUGAAGGAAGGCCUAAUUUGAUCGAGGCGAUGACUUACCGAGUCGGGCAUCACUCUACAUCCGAUGAUUCAACCAAGUACAGGCCGGCUGAUGAGAUCGAGCAUUGGCGAACAGCGAGGGAUCCCGUCUCCAGGUACAGAAAAUGGGUUCAGGGGAACGGCUGGUGGUGUGAUGCUGAAGAGACAGAACUGAGGAACAGUGUGAGACAAGAGGUAAUGUUGCUGUUGCAGAAAGGUGAAUCUGUGUAACAGCAUUUUCAGAGAAGACCUUCUGAAUCUGUCACUCAUUUCUGUACAGAUUCUUCAAGCCAUUCAGGUGGCUGAGAGGAUCCCUAAGCACGGGCUUGCGGAGCUAUUCACCGACGUUUAUGAUCAAGUUCCUUCCAACCUCCGCGAGCAGCAGCGGUCGCUGCUGGA
Messenger RNA from Lolium perenne, 1502 nucleotides. NCBI's taxonomy places the organism in Eukaryota, Viridiplantae, Streptophyta, Magnoliopsida, Poales, Poaceae. The record is from RefSeq and is a predicted model, not a curated record.